Messenger RNA from Phyllotreta striolata, 1716 nucleotides. The record is from the annotation of a GenBank genome assembly. Lineage: Eukaryota; Metazoa; Arthropoda; Insecta; Coleoptera; Chrysomelidae.
CGAAAACUCAAAGAAAUUAAAAUGAAACAUAGUGUGCUAUUAUUAAGCUUAGGUUUUUGUUUAUUUGGGACCUUAUAUGCAUCAGUUUCCGAAGAUGAGUAUCCUCAAGUUCGAAUUACCGAUGGUAUUUUAAACGGAGCAUAUUUGACAACGGUAAAUAAUAGAAAAAUUAGUGGAUUUACGGGAAUUCCUUUCGCCAAACCACCUCUUGGAAACCUAAGAUUUCAGGCUCCUCGGCCAAAUGAUCCUUGGACAGGAGAAAGAAAUGCUACAGGAGCUCACGCAGAAUGUCCUCAACGCAAUACUUACCUAAGGUCUGAAGUGAUUUCUGGAGAAGAAGAUUGUUUAUAUUUAAAUGUGUAUACUCCGAAGUUAUCAGGUUUUGAAAAUGGUCUUUUACCAGUAAUGUUUUGGAUCCAUGGUGGAGGUUUGCUAUGUGGUAGUGGCAAUAUAAAUCAGCAUAAUCCUGCUAUCCUAUUAGACAAGGAUAUUGUUUUAGUAUCCACAAAUUAUAGAUUAGGUCCAUUGGGAUUUUUGGCUACUGGUGAUGAUAUAGCUCCAGGUAAUAACGGUCUUAAAGAUCAAGCAAUGGCUUUGAAUUGGGUAAAAAAGAAUAUUGCAAAAUUUGGUGGCGAUCCCGAUCAAGUAACAAUAUUCGGCCAAUCAGCUGGUGCGACAAGCGUAGAUUUUCACAUUAUUUCUCCUUUAAGUAAAGGCUUGUUUAAACAAGCGAUUAGCGAGAGCGGGACAACUCUUUGUGGUUGGACGCUUAGCGAAAAUAAUGAAACAAUAAAUAAUACCAACAAAUUAGCCAAAGCUCUCAAUUGCCCGACGGAUUCCAGUAAAGACAUGGUAGAUUGUCUCAGGAAAAUCGAUGCUCGAAAAAUAAUAGAACAAGAUAAAAUAUUUGAGUUUUGGCACUUUGAUCCAAUGAUUCCAUUCAAACCAGUGGUCGAGCCAAAAACCACAAAAAAUCCGUUUCUUUCCGACCAUCCUUUAAACAUAAUGAAAUCUGGAGGAGGUAUGGAUGUUCCUAUGAUAAUUGGACUUAAUUCAGAAGACGGCGCUAUUAAAACGGCAGGAAUCAAGGGUGGAAAUCUUUUGGACGAAUUUGCAGAAAACAUUGACGAAAUCCUUCCAGUGUCUUUAUUUUAUGGCAGGACAGAAAUAGAGUAUAAAAAGAUUACAGACGAAAUUAAGAAAUUUUAUUUCCAAGGUAAAAAGAUUCAAGAUUCCUUAAAAGAGAUUACUGAUGUAUACACCGACGGUUGGUUUUUGAAUUGUCUUGAAACCACUGCUCGAUUACGGACUAAAUAUUACAGGAAACCUGUGUACUUUUAUCUUUUUUCAUACCGAGGUGGUUCCAGUUUGUCUAAAGUAUUUGGAAGCAAUGAAAACUUCGGAAUUAUUCACGGAGAUGAAAUGCUGUAUUUAUUUCCAUUCGGUUUUGUACCUACAGAAAAAGAUAAAGAAAUGUCUCUAAUAAUGACUUCACUCUGGACCAAUUUUGCUUAUUUUGGAAAUCCUACACCGGAUAAAUUUGAGUUAAUUGAUGACAAAUGGAGUUCUUAUACUUUAGAAAACGGGGAAUAUUUUCAAAUUGACAAUGUGUCAGAAACGAAGAGGCAUAUUUUUAAACAAAGAGCUGAUUUUUGGAGAGCCCUCCUAAACAAUCCACUUCUUGAAAGCGAUGAUAAUAAAAAGGAUGAAUUGUAG